Molecule: messenger RNA, 3492 nt
Organism: Siniperca chuatsi (mandarin fish)
Lineage: Eukaryota; Metazoa; Chordata; Actinopteri; Centrarchiformes; Sinipercidae
Product: pulmonary surfactant-associated protein D-like
Exons: 5
Coding region: 2607-3266 (219 amino acids)
Cellular component (GO): multivesicular body; rough endoplasmic reticulum
Source: RefSeq, a predicted model, not a curated record
AUCAGCCCAUUUAAUCGCAAUUACAAUUACAGUGGCUAAAUUUCAGACAGUGUUAGAGCUGCCUGCUGCAGUGGCUCGGUGAUACUUGUGUUUCUCUGCUUUAUGCUCACUGCAAAUUUUGUAGUUUUUUAUACCUUUUUACUUAUAUCCUCAAGCAAAAAUGACAUGCAUUUUCAUUGGUGUUAUAAAAGUCUUAAAUGGAACUCUUCCAUGCUUCCUUAAUGACAAUUUGUAGUCAGGUUUGACUUUUAUGCCAGACUUUAUUAUAAAAUUAAGAUUUCCUGUUGGCAAGGCCUGUCUUAGCAACAGAGAACAGUUUAAUCUGUCAAUGAAGGCAAUACAUGACUAAAAACUAAAGUGAAACAAACACACUACAACAUUUCAAGACAUUUCUGAGUAAGUAGGUAAUUUACUUUACAUUAAUAGUUUUAGGAGUUCAUAUCUUCAUAGUGGUUGCAGGCUGCAGGAGCUCCUGUAACAUAACACACAGCCACUAACUAAACAUAAUGCCUCAGUGCCAGAGUGGGGAAAACCUUUUUAAUGGUUCUGAUUCAAAUGGAGAAGUAAGACAAUAUAAUAAUACUUACAAUGUGAGUAAAUAGUUUCCAGCUAAUUUUUUAGUGUUUUAUAGUGUUGUAGGAGGGAAUUUCUUAAAUGGUGUCAUUAUGUUUAUGGCUCAAGCCGUAAAUGUCAGUUACUUGGAACCAAGUCAAAGGCCUGUGACCAGGCUUCAUGAAUUACAUGUCUUCUGAGUUUGAUGAAAUUCUGUAACAUCAUUGCAUAAUACAGUAAAUGUGCCAAAUGUUAGGGACACGUUUCUUGAAGUACACAAAUGUGCUAACUCCAGAUAUAAGCCAUUAUCCUUUACAAUACCACAGAAAGAGACGUAGAAAUAAAGUUGACAGGUCAAAGAUAUUUUACGUAACUGAGAUGUGGGUAGUAUGAUGAGCUUUAGGCAAUAUCAGCAAAACAUCCUGAAUAUGUUUUACAUUCAGCACUGAUCAAAACAAUGAGUCAGCAGCAGAUCUAUUUUGCAGUGGUGGAAGAAGUAUUCAGAUAUUUUACAUAAGUAAAAGUACUAAUACAACAGUGUUACAAAUAAAAGUCCUGCAUUCUAAACCCUACUUAAGUAAAACUACAGCUGUAAUAAAAAUAUUAGCUGUAAAAUAUACUUAAAGUAUCAAAAGUAAAAGUACAUUUUUUGCAGUAAAAUGUCCCCUGUGAUUGAUAUAUGAUUCUAUAUGACAAUAUUAGAUUGUUAAUACUGAUGCAUGUAAGCAACCUUUUACUGUUGUAGCUGCUCGAGUUUGAGCUCAUUUUAACAACUUUAUGUUACUUUAGUUCAGAGGUUCUCAAACUAGGGGUCGGGCCCCUUCAAAGGGUCACCAGAUAAAUCUAAGGGGUUGACACUGCUUUAUUGUUCGAGGUCACAAGCAAAAAACAAAUAAAAAAUGUGAACCACUGGUCCCAAAUGUCAAACCAGUAACUGCAGAUUUCUCUACUGUUUUAUCUUGUUUUUAUUUUCUACUUAACUUACUUAAGUGUAUUUAAAUGUAUUUUUAUAUUAACCUGUGUUGCUUUUAUGUUUUAUGCCAAGCACUCUGAAUUGCCUAGUUGUUGAAAUGUGUCAUACAAAAAAAUUGCCUUGCAGCUGUCAGAUGAAUGUAGUGCAGUAAAAAGUGCAAUAUUUCCCUCUGAAUUUUAGUGGAGUAGUAGUAUAAAGUAUCAUAAAAUGGAAAUACUCAAGUAAAGUACAAGAACUUCAAAAGUGUACUUAAGUACAGUGCUUGAGUAAAUGUACAUCGUUACUUUCCAACACUGCUAUUUUGUUGCUUUCUUACCAUGGCCGAAAUCUAAAAAGCUUUGCUAGCUCCCACUUUCCAAAUGGAACACAAAUUUAAAAAGGUACCCUGUGGAGUUUCUGACUGCUAGUAGCGCUAUGAAGCGCAAUGUCUUUCUGAGUGGGUCCCAGUUACGAGGACGCACUUGCAUGAGAGCAUGUGGGCGACACAUUCCUGACACCGGUUUCACACUGUUCCACUGAUCAACAGUUGGUGGUGGUAAUGUGCAAAGUAGCAUAGCAAUGCACCAACAAAGCAGUGAAGGUGAAUACUGCUAGCUAGAAAACAUGUAUGUAAACAUUGCCUGAUUUGAAAUAUCUUACAAAUCUGCUUUACAAAUGUUUUAUGAGGAUGGAAAUGCAUUCAACACAACUGUACAAUGGGUCCAGGAUCACCAUAGUUCAUAUUUCUUUCCACAGAGAGAGGAGAAUUCAUAUUUUAGUUUGAUUUUAAAGUGGUCAAGGCAGUGGUAUGUAGGUAAACAUAUUUGUAAUUUCAUAUUUACAUGGUAUAUGUGUGAAAAUACAGACAGGCAAUCCACAAUAAGUUCUGCAGUCUCACAGCAUGCUGGUUAAACAUGAGGGAGGCUUUUAAACGCAGACUUUCUCCGUUUUUCUAUGUAAUUUACCAAAUGACAUCACCAACAUCUGUUGUUUACUCUGGACUGAAUUUCUCAUCCGUGCACUCCAACUACGUUCUCAGUCACUUUGCUUUGGAAGUAGCGAAGAAGUAGCACAGAGAUCACUCCUCAUUUAUACAAAUAGGAUGUUUCUCCUUUUCUUCAUCCUCUGCCUGAUGGCUCCUACUGGCUACAGUCAGCUCCAAGGUCCUCCUGGUCCCAAAGGUGACAGAGGAUCUCCUGGGCCACUUGGGCCAGCUGGUCCACCAGGGCAACAAGGAAUUUCUGGACGUCGUGGAGAGCGUGGACCUCCUGGAUUUCCUGGACCUCGUGGACCUGUUGUAAUCUGUGGACGAGAUGUCUUUGGCUCCAUUAACCAGGACCUUGAGACCUUAAAGAACAGCCUUGCUAAAUUAGAGCUGGCUACAAACUAUGACUUUGCCCGGAGGGUUGGUCAGAAAUACUUUGUGUCCUACAAGGAGAGAGACUCUUUCUCCAGGGCCGUCGAGUUCUGCUCCCAACGAGGCUUAGAGCUGGCUUUGCCCCAGAACGAUGAGGAGAACAGCGUACUGACUCAAGCGUUUGGGGAUGCUUACAAAACGGCCUGGAUCAACGUCAACAAUCAAAAAGCAGAGGGGAAUUUUGAGACAGAUCUGGAAAACCGACCUCUGACUUUUACCAAAUGGGGAGGUGGGCAGCCAGACAAAUCCAUCCAGGAUACAGGCUGCACCAUGCUGUCAGAAAACGGUGUUUGGAGAGUGACGCACGAAUGCUCCUUAAAUGCUUACAUCAUUUGUCAGGUAUAGAAAGUUCUUAUAUUCCAGAUUAGGAAUCAGAAAUACUUUAUUGAUCCCCGAAGGGAAACUCUUUGUUACAGCAGCUCGCCUUAACGUCAGUGCACUUGCUCUUAGAAAUAUUUACUUUCACAUGUUACCGUUUCCCUAAACCAUUAUGUUAGAUCUUAGUCCCAGAAACCUACAAGUGCAUCAUCAGCAUGACAUUAUUACUGUUGCAAAGACAUAUUCCUAUAUG